Messenger RNA from Arvicanthis niloticus (Nile rat), 726 nucleotides. RefSeq names its product prolactin-8A9-like. Gene Ontology annotation, cellular component: extracellular region. Gene Ontology annotation, molecular function: hormone activity; prolactin receptor binding. The record is from RefSeq and is a predicted model, not a curated record. Gene Ontology annotation, biological process: mammary gland development; positive regulation of receptor signaling pathway via JAK-STAT; positive regulation of lactation. NCBI's taxonomy places the organism in Eukaryota, Metazoa, Chordata, Mammalia, Rodentia, Muridae.
AUGGAGCUGCCAUUGAGUCAACCUUACUUCUCAGGGGCAUUACUAUUGCUGGUGGUGUCAAACUUGUUGCUGUGGGAAAAAGCUGCAUCAAUUCCUGCAUGUCAGGCAAAUGAGGGUGGCUGCUGGGACCCGCUUGUGGAAACAUUUAACAGUGCCAUCCAGAGAGCUGAAACCCUUCAAAAACUGUCUAACCAAUUCUAUGUAGAGCUUUACCACAACCAAUUCUCAGCUGGACAAUUUGCAGAUUUUAAUUCACAACUGAUUUGGCGGGAUAAGGCUGUUGUCAGAGCUGCAACUUACUGCCAUUCUACUCUCACUAAUCCCCCAAAUUGGGGAACUGAGCAUGCAGAUAUUGAAGUCGAAGAUUAUUUAAAAACUUCUAUCAAUUAUGUGGGUUCCUGGAUUAGCCCUCUCUUCCAUCUAGUGAUUGAACUGAGUGCCAUGAAAGAUGUCCCUGAAACUAUCCUCACAAAAGCCAAGGAGAUAGAAGAGAACAACAGAAAAAUCCUGGAUGACCUUAGGUGGAUACUCACCCAGGUCUACCCUACAGCAGAGAUGAAGGAAGAAUUUCCCAGCUGGGAACAUCUUUCAUUCUUAAAAUCAAGUGGCAAAUAUGAUAAAUUUUUGGCAAUGUUUAACCUUUUCAACUGCCUAGAACAUGAUACAAAGUUCACUCUAUUUCAUCUCAGAAUAUUGAAGUGUCGCAUAACUGGGAAAGAUUGCUAA